UUUUUUGUCUCUCUAAUCAAUUUUUAUUUAAAUUUCCUUUCUUCAAUUUUAUCCCCCCUACUAUUUAUUACAACCUUUUUUAUUUUAUUCGAAAUUUGAAGAAGCUUCUCUCUCCCCUUAAUUUAAUUUUUAAAAUGCAUUGUUUUUUUUUUGUUUUAAAUUUAUUUUAUUUUUUUGAAUUUAAAAAAGGAAUGCUUUUUAUUAGCAUUUUAAAAUUUGACAACAACAACAAUAAAAAUAAAUUUUUAUUCAAUUCAUUACUUGAAAAUGCUAAUUAGAUUUAUUUUUCGAAUUUUAUUUAAUUUUUUAAUAUUUCUUCUGCAAGUCUCAGGUAGUUCUUCUUCUGCAUAUUCUUUAAAUUAUGACGAGAAACGGGAAAGGAGAGAACAACAACAAUUACAUGAUGAAACUAAUUUUGCUGAAUGGCUUCCUGGACAUGUUCAAUCGGAGGGAGGACUUUUUCUACUCGAUCGCCGUGCCCUCUCUGAAGGAGAAGUUUUGUUGUUUCGAACAAAAAAGAGUAGGCAUCGAGCAAUUCCUGUAAUGAGUUCACAAAAACAACAACAAAAUUUUGGAAAUUCACAAGAAAAAAUUUUAUCAACAACUUCGAGGUUUUCAGAUGCUUUAACUUUUAAAGAUUGGUUGAGGAGAGUGUAUCAUAAUGGAGAUAAAGCUUUAAAAAUAUCAGUAAGAACAACAGAAGUAGUUAGACCUGUUCUUCAACACUUAUAUGCAGCAACUCGAGGUCUUAAUCGUUUUAAUGCGCCGAUAAUUGUUCAUGCGAAUACUUUUCAAGGUGCAGGAAUGGGUUCUGAGAAGCCAGUAGAUAUUGUUCCAUUUCUCGAAUCUGCUCAUCAAUUAUUACCCGAAGCAAUUCUUUCUUUGGGAUGGACUACAAGUUCUUUUGAAAAAGGAGGGGGAGAUUGGACGGCCUUUAAUAAAAUGGAUUGGCAACAAGCUUUUAGACUUUUACAAUUACUCAGAGCUAUGGAAAGGAAAGAACCUAUUCUGUUAAAUAUGAGGCUUAAUGAUGCUGUACACUCUGUUGAGGUUUUGGAAUGGCUCUUAGGCAUCGAUUCUCCUCCAAUUUAUUUAGUUUUGCGAGGAGAUGUAAGUGAUGUUGUUGAUUCAGAUUCUCCAUUACGUAGACUGGCAAGGAUUGGAAUUGAAGAAAAAAAUGUUAAAAAGAGACGGCUCUUAUUUGAUUUGGAUGAAAGUUGGAGAAAUCGUAUAAGAAGGUUUGUGGCUUUUUCAAAAUCUGGAGGUGAUGACAAUGAGGAAUUUAGACGGCAACAGAGUAAUAAGGGUUUCUCUUCCUCUUCCCACUGGCUCAGUCUUCAAUUUCCUUCUUCAAAUCCAGCUGCUGGACGUUCUUCCUCUCCCUUUCUCUCAUCAACUGCUGUUUUAAGCCCUAAAGGAGUUGCCUUUUUGGGUUGGCCAAAUGCUUUACUUUUGUAUGAUUUUGGAAAAUUUGAGGAGGAAAAAGAAGAAAAUGCUUCUCCAAAAUUUAAAAAACAAUUGGUGGAAGGACGUUUAAUGUUUGUUACAAAAAGGCAGACAAAACAAAAAACAAUUUUGCCUCAAAGGAGAAGUGGAAUGGUUGUAUAUUUGUUUGAUCAGGAACCAGAAUUUUUAAAUUCUCCGCGGGUACCUAAUUCUAUUCAGGCAUUUAUUGGUUAUGAUGGACGUGUUUCUUUAGAAAAUAAAAAUUUAAAUAAAAUUGGUUUGUCUGAAUUUUAUGCAAAAAGUUCAACAGCACAAUUGCCGCUUUCAAAUUGUUAUGGUUUCAAAUUGUUGGACAAAGGGUGGAGAGUUGAAAUGGAGGUUUGGACAGAAGAGUGUUUUCUAAAUGAUGAAUUUAACGAGACAAUAAAAUUUUUAAAUAAUGAGGAUGAUAAAAGAUGGAUAAGUCAAAGAACGUUUGUACAGUUGGAUACACCUGUUAAUUCUAAUAAAAAACGUCGUAAUAUUGCUGUUGGUAAAAGCGGUGAUGGUGCUAUAGACUUUUUGGCAAGAGAUUUGUAUUAUAACAAUUCAUUGAGGAGAUCAAAUUUUAUGGCACUACAGUUUAUUUUUUUAAUUUUUAUUUUAUUAUUUUUAUAGAAAAAAUUUUUUUUACAGUCGGACCUCACUUUUAAAAUAGUUUUAAUUUUGUAGAUCACUAAGAGUUGAUAGUCUUAACGCGUUUUAGUGCCAAAAAUAUAGGGGGUUCUUUUCCUUUAUUCUCCUUAAGAAAAGUCCGCAAAUUUUGUCCGCAAAAAUACCUAACCCCUAAACGUUGUCAAAACGC
Meloidogyne enterolobii is the source of this 2290-nucleotide messenger RNA. NCBI's taxonomy places the organism in Eukaryota, Metazoa, Nematoda, Chromadorea, Rhabditida, Meloidogynidae. The record is from the annotation of a GenBank genome assembly.